AUGUCUUCCUCCCCGCGAGAAGACCUUGACGCUUCCCUUCGUGCGACGGCGGGCGUCGUUUCCGUUCUGCGCACCUUGGAACUGGGUCUCGAGCUUGGCAAACCUUCUCAUCAAGCUCGUGUUGGAUCCCAAAUUCAAUACAACUACCGAAGGACGCACAUACAUACUUUGGAUGCCAUCGCCACCGUUCUUGCCACCGAAAACGCGAGAAUAGCGGUCACAUUCGCUGGACCAUUCUUGCAGGACGACACGUUGACUGUGGAGUUGGCUGCUUGCAGUGCUCCAAAUGUUUCUCAUCAAAACAAGGCGGAAUCGAUAGACGGUUGUGCUGAAGUCUCACUAGAGAGUUCCCGGUGCUCGAUAGAGACAAUGGCUGGUGAUUCGUUGGACGUGGUAUGGAGAACUGGCCGCUCCCUGCCCCUUCAACAUCACAUUCACACAUUGAACGAAAGUGUGGACUCUUUCCUGUCGUCGCCAGACGAAAAAGCUCGUAUGAAAGUCUGGAAGCGAGUCAUGAAGUAUGUUAUUGCUUCAAGCUGCCGCAAGAUGCAUCGUCGGGUCACAUCUUCAUUCUCCUUAACAUUUCUCAACAAUAUCUUGGCACUUCCCAAACCCUCAUCUAUCAGCGCUCCUUUUCGCCAACCUCGGUGUCCUGACGGCUUCCAAAAAGCAAGAGAUCUUCUUUUCCUCGCCAGGUUCCAUGAUCCCGUGUUUGUCCGCAAGCUUGGCUCCCUUCAAUUUCCGAAUUUGACGAAAUUGGGGCACGCUGUCUUUUCCAAACCAUCUGCACUUUUCACACUUUAUAACCAACGGACAUGCGAUGAGAUACAUGGCCUCCUUUGCUUCCUCAUCGGCCCCGAUGGAUUUGUCGGUCGUCUUGACAGACUCGUUGCACUGAUGGAAGACCACUCCCAAGCCAUUCGUGAUUCCCCCUCUGAAUCCGUUACAGCCUCUCCCGAACUGUCCAAGGCGUGCUCGUCCGUCACGACGUUAGGGAUGGUUCUCCGCGACCUCAUAUAUUCUUCCGCGUUUGAGGAGCACACAACUCGCAUGUUGCCACACCUCCAAAUAUCAUUACCGGGUCUGAAGGACUCGAAAUCCGCCGAGGGGAAGGAGGGGAACAUUCUGGAUGAAGAUGAAGCAGAAGCUGAGCUGCUCAACAUCUAUUUCAACCUUGAUGUUCAGCAAAUCUAUAUCAAGUGGGCCCAGCUGCAAGUUUCCUUCUUCGAGGCGCUGUACACCAUUCGUGCAGCCCUUGGAGAUAUAUUAAAUUCAGCUGUGAAGGGUGGUCGUAAAUGCAAGGUCUCCAUCAAAACUUUGAUAACACCGCCCUGGCAGUGUGGGAGUGAAGGGGGCGAGUUACGAAUAGACACCUGGCGCCGGGUCUUUCAAGACUGCUUACCCUCCGUGGCCACCGAUUACAGCGGCGACUUCAGCAGUAGCAACGCCAUCAAACUCUUCGAACAUUUGCUUGAGGAAGGUGCACUCCUCGACGAGCUUGGGGAUAACAGCCCACUUUCUAAAGGAGUUGCGACUUUUUACGGUCGUGUUCAUUCCGAGGCGUGCUUAGCAAGUCUCAUGCACAGGCCAGACUCUAACGGGUGGGACCAGUUGUUCGUUUACGUGCCGCAGCAUUGUACUUCCAGUGCCAUUGGGUUAUCUCAAUCAUGCUGCAACAUUUGCAGUGCAUUCUUGAGCACUCUCAACGGCCAUGAGGGACGGAAAAUCAAAGUUCGUCCUCCGCAAAAGGUCAGCGGGCCACCAUGUAACCUGCCGCCUUGGGUGCCCGACCAUCUAGUCACGGAGACGCUGCUACAUCUUCGCAGAGAGGUUUUCUGCAGCCUCCAGGCAUUCUUCACUCACCAUAUAUCCAGCCCUUACGCUUCAGAUGCCUCUGGCGCUGGUUUAUCUGACGAUGACUCCUCGCCCGAGUUUGAUUCGGAUGACUCUUGA
This is a messenger RNA of Laccaria bicolor S238N-H82, 1953 nucleotides long. RefSeq lists its product as uncharacterized. Bases 1 to 1953 code for a protein of 650 amino acids. The transcript is spliced from 3 exons. The record is from RefSeq and is a predicted model, not a curated record. NCBI's taxonomy places the organism in Eukaryota, Fungi, Basidiomycota, Agaricomycetes, Agaricales, Hydnangiaceae.